AUGAAGUUCCUCGUGGUUCUCGUCCUCGCUGUCCUCACCGGUUGCAAUGGCCGCCUCCUGCAGAUGCACCAGCCCAGGCACCAGGUCGACAUGGUGAAAGAUGCUUUCUGGGACUACGUCGCCAAGGCAACCGUCACCACCGAGGGCUCGCUGAAGCACAUCCGCCAGUCUGAGCUGGGACAGGAACUGAACAUCCUCAUCUCUGAGAGCACCGAGGCCAUCAGCACGUUCGCCGACGCCAUGCGUACUCAGGUGGCUCCUCUGACCCAGGAACUCAUGGCCAAAGUUACCCAGGAGGCCGAGCUGCUGAAGGCUCGUCUCGAGAAAGAUCUGGCCGCUGUGAGCACCAACCUGCAGCCCUACACCGAGGACCUGGCGUCCGGCCUCCAGAGGCACGUGGAGGAGCUGAAGAACGGAGUGGCCCCCUACGCUGAGUCCAUGGACCCCGAGUCCCUGAAGGCCGUGAUGCUGCAGAAGAGCCAGGAGCUGAAGGAGCAGCUGGACACAGGCGUGAAGCAGCUGCAGGCCCAGAUGGUUCCCAUCACCGAGGAGAUAAAGCAGAAGAUGGAGCAGAGUCUGGAGGAGUUUCAGAGGAGCAUGAUGCCCGUGGCCCAGAGCUUCCAGACACGGCUGACCCAGAAAACCCAGGAGAUCCAGGAGAACCUGGCUCCAUACGGAGAGGAGUUCAAGGUCAUGCUGGACAAAGACGCACGGCAGCUGAAGAAGCAGCUGUCUGCUCUCUGGAGGUCCUUCACCAAGCUGACCCAGUAAAACAUCUCUCACCAGUUUGAAAUGAUCUUCUCCUGCCUCGUCGUCACUGAUCUCUGCUGCGGCAGCAGUCACGUUUCAAAAUAAAGAAAAAGUGCAGUACCUCGUU
Hippoglossus stenolepis (Pacific halibut) is the source of this 877-nucleotide messenger RNA. RefSeq names its product apolipoprotein A-IV a (gene apoa4a). The coding region runs from base 1 to 771 and encodes 256 amino acids. The record is from RefSeq and is a predicted model, not a curated record. Gene Ontology annotation, biological process: triglyceride homeostasis; high-density lipoprotein particle assembly; lipoprotein metabolic process. The transcript is spliced from 3 exons. Gene Ontology annotation, molecular function: phospholipid binding; cholesterol binding; phosphatidylcholine-sterol O-acyltransferase activator activity. Gene Ontology annotation, cellular component: high-density lipoprotein particle; extracellular region; chylomicron. NCBI's taxonomy places the organism in Eukaryota, Metazoa, Chordata, Actinopteri, Pleuronectiformes, Pleuronectidae.